UAUUUUCUCCCUCCACUCCUUUCUUCUCCUACUACAACCUCGCCCGCCUGCCUUCCCGCCGGGCAUGCCCUGAUCUGGCCGGUGGCCACUCCUCGCGCUUGCUUGCUGGCUUGCUGGCUAGCUGGCUUUCCCAGCUGCGGGUCGGAACCGUCCUCCCUCCGGCCAGUGAGCGAGUGGAGUGCUCCCUCCUCUUCCUCCUCCUCCUCUCCCUCCUCCACCUCUUCCUCCUCCUCUGCCUGACUUUGCAACAAACAGCACGAUCCGAUCCCGGAGCACCGACCUCUGCGUGUGCUAAGAGGCGCGGGGAGCCCAGCCGCCGACAGCCGGACGCAACGUUGGCACAGCUCUGACAUGCUCUGGGAAGCCCGGAGCUGAGCGCACCCAGCACCCAGCACCCAGCACUCGGCACCCAGCACUCAGCACCACUACCACCAACGCCGGGCAAGCCUCGCCAGCAGGUCCCUCGCGCUCCAGGCUCCUGGGGGUCGCCUCUUCGGCUCCUACUGCUGCUGUUUCUGCUGCACUUGCAAGGGGCACCUCCGUGCACCACCCCCUUGGACCCCUCUUCUUCUCCCGCGCCCCGGCGGGGCCUCGGCUGCCCAAACCAUGCUGCUGAAGGAAUAUCGCAUCUGCAUGCCGCUCACCGUGGACGAGUACAAGAUCGGGCAGCUGUACAUGAUCAGCAAGCACAGCCAUGAGCAGAGCGACCGAGGAGAAGGUGUGGAGGUGGUGCAAAACGAACCCUUCGCUGACCCACACCAUGGCAAUGGACAGUUCACCGAGAAGCGAGUCUAUCUCAAUAGCAAACUGCCUAGCUGGGCUCGAGCUGUUGUUCCCAAAAUAUUUUAUGUCACUGAAAAGGCUUGGAACUAUUACCCGUACACCAUCACAGAAUACACAUGUUCCUUCCUGCCAAAAUUCUCCAUUCAUAUAGAGACCAAGUAUGAAGACAACAAAGGAAGCAACGACAGUAUUUUUGACAAUGAGGCCAAAGACUUGGAGAGAGAAGUUUGCUUUAUUGACAUAGCCUGCGACGAGAUUCCAGAACGUUACUACAAAGAGUCUGAGGAUCCUAAACACUUCAAGUCCGAGAAGACGGGCCGUGGGAAGUUGAGAGAAGGCUGGAGAGACAACCAUCAGCCCAUCAUGUGCUCCUACAAACUGGUGACCGUGAAGUUCGAGGUCUGGGGGCUGCAGACCAGAGUGGAACAAUUUGUACACAAGGUGGUUCGCGAUAUUCUGCUAAUCGGACACAGACAGGCUUUUGCGUGGGUCGAUGAGUGGUAUGACAUGACGAUGGACGAAGUGCGUGAGUUCGAACGAGCCACUCAGGAAGCCACCAAUAGGAAAAUCGGCCUUUUCCCACCCGCGAUUUCCAUCUCCGGCAUCUCCCUGCUGCCUUCAUCUGUGCGCAGCGCCCCAUCCAGUGCACCCUCCACGCCGCUCUCCCCGGAUGCACCCGAAUUUCUGUCCGUUCCCAGAGAUCGGCCUCGGAAAAAGUCGGCCCCAGAAACUCUCACGCUGCCAGACCCCGAGAAGAAAGCCACCCUGCCUCUGCCCCGUGCACAUUCCUCGGAGAAGCCAAGUCGGCCCAAGUCAGAGUAACCUCCCACGUC
Messenger RNA from Suncus etruscus (white-toothed pygmy shrew), 1616 nucleotides. RefSeq names its product phosphatidylinositol transfer protein cytoplasmic 1 (gene PITPNC1). NCBI's taxonomy places the organism in Eukaryota, Metazoa, Chordata, Mammalia, Eulipotyphla, Soricidae. Bases 607 to 1605 code for a protein of 332 amino acids. The transcript is spliced from 9 exons. Gene Ontology annotation, cellular component: cytoplasm. The record is from RefSeq and is a predicted model, not a curated record. Gene Ontology annotation, molecular function: phosphatidylinositol transfer activity; phosphatidylinositol binding. Gene Ontology annotation, biological process: phospholipid transport.